Molecule: messenger RNA, 990 nt
Organism: Penicillium expansum
Lineage: Eukaryota; Fungi; Ascomycota; Eurotiomycetes; Eurotiales; Aspergillaceae
Product: class I SAM-dependent methyltransferase
Exons: 6
Coding region: 1-990 (329 amino acids)
Molecular function (GO): methyltransferase activity
Source: RefSeq, a predicted model, not a curated record
AUGUCCUCUCUAUAUGGAAGCGAAGACCAAAGUCAAGAAUCAAGUCCUGAACCCCAGGUUCCACUCAAUGAUCAAACAGAUGCCCCGAUCAACGCCGAUGGACCAAUCAUUGCCGAUGAUUUCAGUGAUGAAGAUAGUGAAUUUAGCAGCGAUUCUGAUAUAACCUCCCUUUCUUCGAGUGUUCUGGAUUAUGAAUAUGAAAAUGGUCGGCGGUUGCCAAAUGAUGAAGAGGAACAAGAUCGAAUGGACUUGCAAUCAAGAUGGCUGCUGAUGUUGAAGGGAGAGUUACACAAAGCUCCAGUCAAAAAUCCCCAAAAGAUCCUCGAUCUUGGAACAGGCACUGGCAUCUGGGCUCUUGAUAUUGCCGAGAAAUUCCCCACCGCCAAGGUAAUCGGAAACGACAUCAGCGCCAUCCAACCAAACUGGGUGACCCCGAACGUGGAGUUCAUCGUCGAAGACUUCGAACAGGAAUGGCUGUACGAGAAAAACAGCUUCGACUUCAUCCACGCACGUCUACUAUCCGGGUGCGUCGCAGACUGGCCUCAAUUCUUCGCGCAAAUCUUCGACCACGUAAAACCAGGCGGCUACUUCGAGAUCCAAGAAAGCGCCAUCUGGGGUUGGAGCGAUGACGGUACCCUUAAGCCCGACGCGCCGAUUCUGCAGUACCUGCAUGCCCUCAAUAUGGCCGGGAUAGCAAUGGGACGCGAGUUCAAUAUCUACGAUAAACUGGAACAGUGGAUGAUUGAUGCGGGCUUUGAAGAUGUGGAGCAGUUCACGUUUCUUCUGCCGUACUCGCCUUGGCCGCGUGAUCCGCACCUGAAGGAGUGCGGGAAGUAUCAGGGUGUUAUGGUCCAGCAGGCUAUUGAGUCGUAUGGGUUGAGGCUCUGUACGCAGGUUCUUGGUUGGGGCGCGGAGCCCACGCGUGUCUUUCAGGCUAUGGCUAAAAAGAACUUGAGGGAUAAGAAUGUGCACGCUUAUGUGAAAGAGUGA